Messenger RNA from Trematosphaeria pertusa, 1350 nucleotides. RefSeq lists its product as uncharacterized. The record is from RefSeq and is a predicted model, not a curated record. The transcript is spliced from 6 exons. Bases 117 to 1214 code for a protein of 365 amino acids. Lineage: Eukaryota; Fungi; Ascomycota; Dothideomycetes; Pleosporales; Trematosphaeriaceae.
AGAUGGCCCGCAUGCCGCCGGAGUUCGUAAUCUCGCGCCUCUUUUAAGUCCUCGCCGCAGGUGUGCUUCUCUUCGCUGAGCAUUUUGCAGUUUGUGGCUGUCAAUUGAACGCCGCCAUGGGAUACAGAACGCCCGUCGCGACUCCGGUCGCACUAGGAGUGACCUUUCCACUGCUUGCCAUUGCGGCUGUUGUCGCCCGAUUCUGGGCGAGGCGAAAGAAGAGGAUGUCGUUGCGAAUCGAUGACUGGAUGCUUUUACCUUCGCUGGCGUUGGCGGUUGCAAAUGCGAUUGUAAUGCUCAUUGCUGCGACUAAUGGCAAUCUGGGACGAUGGUUGCCGCUCGAUGAUACCGGCUUUCCUAUUGUGAAUCCGGAUUUCGAAACAUUUCAAAAGUGCAUCUAUGCCAACAAGAUCAUCUCGACCUUAUCCAUCGGAGUGACGCGUUACGCCAUCCUCCUCUUCUACAAUCGCAUCUUCGUGGGCCGCUCAUUCAACAUCUCUGUAUGGGUCCUGUACGUGCUCAAUGGCUUCUGGACGGUCGCAUAUACCAUACUCUUCAUCUUCAGCUGCAUCCCAAUUUCAGAUUUCUGGAAGGCGGCCCAUGGCCAGAAGGGCCGGCGCUGCGUUCAGCUGAACCCCAUCAAAGUCUACGCCGUCGCCUCUAUCAUCAUUGAUGUUUGCAUGCUCUUGAUUCCAUGGCCGCAGAUCCUCAAGUUGAAGAUCAGCCGAAGAGAGAAGGUUGCAGUUCUGGGCAUUUUCGGCAUGGGCGCCCUCGUGUUGGCUGUUGCCAUCGGCAAAUGCUACGAGUUCUGGAACGUCAUUAAGACGAUCAACAAACACCAUCAGAUUGCUCACGACGAAGCACCGACCAUGUACUGGACGAUCCCGGAGACUUGCAUUGCCGUAGUCUGCGCAUGCUUGCCAAGUUUGCGUCCGCUCUUCCAUGGCUGGUCGCCGGAGUCGGUCGUGGGCUCGAUGAGAUCUGCACUCUCUCUACACUCGAUGGGCAAGAAGUCUCCGAGCAACUCGGCAAACCGUAGUCAAAAGGGUCUCAACACAGAGCAGUCGACGGACAGCGUGCGGAACCUUAGGGAGGGUGAUGCAGAGACGCCGGCGUUCGUGACAACUGCGGGCCUCGAAUUCUAUGGGAAGGAUGGGACAAAGGCCGAAGCUACGGAGCCCGAUGGAAUCUAUAGGUUGAGAGAGGAGCCUUGAGGGACUGGAUGAUUGGAGGGGGUGUCCGUCUGGUAAGCCUGGUAUCUUCCACACCCGCCCGCUGGUUACCGGGGUGCAGAUUUUGAAGUCUGCACCGGUGCCCCAGGCGUGUACAAAAGUUAUGAUGAAAGCGAAU